Aspergillus tanneri is the source of this 1503-nucleotide messenger RNA. RefSeq lists its product as uncharacterized. Gene Ontology annotation, molecular function: protein binding. Lineage: Eukaryota; Fungi; Ascomycota; Eurotiomycetes; Eurotiales; Aspergillaceae. Bases 1 to 1503 code for a protein of 500 amino acids. The transcript is spliced from 4 exons. The record is from RefSeq and is a predicted model, not a curated record.
AUGCUCCUACGCCUUCCACCAGAGUUGCUGUUGGACGUUAUUUCAAGGUUCGACCGAAGCGACCUUGCCGCCUUUUGCAGGGUUUCGAAAUUUCUCCAUGAGCUUACGGCCCCGAUCCUCUUCCAAUCUAUUACCAUUCCAGCGAAGGAAAACUGUCUCGACUUACUCGAGAUCAGCGGGUUGCUGCGCGCAAGCAACAGUGAUAAGGGUAACCUUCUCCAUUGUGUGAGGAAUGUGCAGAUAGUAUCCCCAUUUUUUCAAUUUAUGAAUACUGAGCGAUGUCUUCAUAAUGAUGAUAUUAUAACUUAUGCCCAUGAGGAGGAUGAAAAUGGAAUUUCUGAACCCCAAGGCGAUACUUUACCUAGGGACGACGAUACAAACGAGGCCGAAUCGAUGGAUAACCUACAAUGUGCGAAUGAAAAUGACGAUAUUAAGACGGGAAGGUGUUACUCGCGAAUGGAAAACAGAUGUGGGAUUGCUUCGUAUGAUUUAAGAGGAUUUACAAAACUUACAGCGCUUUCCUGGACGGGUCUCCGGAAUUACACAGAUUUCCAGGCCCUUCGAGAGUGUUUUGAGAGGACAUCAUCUCAGCUUAAGAUAAUCGAGUUGGACUUCUUGACCUGGCAGCAUGUGUGUGACGCAACUGGUUUGCUAUAUGGUAGAGAACCCAACUACUUUGCGGGGGACAUCCUGCGGCUCUCUCAAGGAGAUGAGAAGCUCGUUUUUCCAACCAUUAAACAUCUCUCCUUGUCAGGCCUAUCAUUCACCGGUGCUGAGAGAGAAAUGGCCUUCGCAUUUAAUUUCAAGUCACUCCGCUCGCUGAAGCUACGUUUUUGUCCCGGCUGGGAAAUGUUUUUGCGCCAGAUCGCUAGCACAACACAAUCAAUCCAUCUGGAAUCUCUUGUAAUACAGUCAGACUUUAAAUACGAUGAUGGGGAUUUCGACGCAGCUCCGAUUACCGCAUUCUUGUCUGCAGUCGAGGGUCUUCAGCACCUCUCCAUCUGCACCAAUUGGCAAUCCGGUACGGUACAGAUUUGGCGCGCUAUGAAGCAAAUUACUUCUCCCCUUACAUCCAACACAAGCCUGAAUAUUUUCCAUAUCAGGGAGUCUGGGUCUGUUCUUAGUCAAAAUGAGAGUUAUUGGAUCCACCGACUAGACAGUAAACUGGCCAAUGAUCAAAGCGAGGAAGGGCUUCCGUUCAGUGUGGGGUUAACAUAUGAUUUUGACGAGUUUGCACAAUGGGCAUUUGGGGAAAACGGUUUCUCGUCACUACAAAUACUGGCAUAUGGCGAUUUUUCUUACAGAGGAAGAUAUUCGACGACCAAUAUACUCCUUUGCAGGGAUUCGACGCCACCUCAGCACUCUAGUCCUCGCCAAAGAAACUACAGGCAUCUCGCAGAGACCGACAAGUCUCUUUGGCAUAUGUUACACCAAUACGCCUACGCCUUGCAAGCGUGUCCCGCUGGCUUCCUCCUGGAGGCUGCGCCACCUUUCGAUUUUUAA